Messenger RNA from Cynocephalus volans (Philippine flying lemur), 855 nucleotides. RefSeq names its product family with sequence similarity 170 member B (gene FAM170B). The transcript is spliced from 2 exons. Gene Ontology annotation, cellular component: acrosomal vesicle. Bases 1 to 855 code for a protein of 284 amino acids. The record is from RefSeq and is a predicted model, not a curated record. Lineage: Eukaryota; Metazoa; Chordata; Mammalia; Dermoptera; Cynocephalidae. Gene Ontology annotation, biological process: fertilization.
AUGAAAUGCCACUUCACAGACCACAGGGGAGAACAGUCAACAACCGAUGGGACCACCCUCAGCUCGACCAGCUCUGAGUCUACAGAGGAGAGUGUGAAAGUGUGCCGGCCAGGGACAACAAAGAGAGAAGAGUCAUCUGCGUGGCGGGGGCCUACCAUUCCCCUGGAGGAGGACUUCUGCGUGGCCACCAGGGCUCGGGGCAUGCUGAGCUGGACCAGCUCCCCGACCUCGCAGUCGUCCUCCGAGUACCAGUCCUACUCCCGGUACCAGUCCUGCUGCCCCUGCACGUGCGACGCCGAGGACGCCGGCCCGCAGAGCGUGUGCGCCUUCUACACCCGCGUGCAGACCGUGCGGGGCGUGGCGGUGGCCUGGGAGACCGAGGCCGGCUUCGAGCCGGUCAGCAAGAAGCCCCGCAUUCACGAAGCCCCAUUCGUCAAGAGGCAGCGGCGGACAGGCUCCUCCUUCGAGACGGCGUCCGACGCCGACCUGCGCUGGGAGCUGGAGGCCUGCGAGCACGGCCGCCGCGCGGAGCCCGACGACGCGGAGCCGCUGCAGCGCCGCCUGCACGAGCUGCGGGCGCCCCCGGACUGGCUGGUCACCACCGCCUGCGGGCUGCGCUGCGUGGCCUGCUGCAGGGUCUUCCCCACGCUGGAGGCGCUGCUGGAGCACGUCCAGCACGGCGUGCGCGAGGGCUUCAGCUGCCAGAUCUUCUUUGAGGAGAUGCUGGAGAGAAGGCGGGCCCAGCGCCAAGCGCAGGACCAGCAGCUGGAGCAGGAGGAGCAGAGCCCUUCGGACCACAGCGCGGGUUCCAGGCCCCACGACACGGGGCUCCAGCCGCCGCCACCGCCGCAGUGA